AUGGGAAUAACAAAAGAGAAGACCGUCCUCAAAAGCCAAGCCCUUCAAAAGUACAUUUUCGAAACAAGUGCUUACCCUAGAGAGUCCGAGCAUUUGAAGGAACUCAGAGAGGCCACAGUCAAGAAAUAUCAAGCUCGGAGUGUGAUGAAUGUGCCAGUGGAUGAAGGUCUAUUCCUCUCGAUGCUUUUGAAGAUAAUGAACGCGAAGAAAACAAUAGAGGUCGGAGUCUUCACCGGUUAUUCUCUUCUUAGUACUGCUCUAGCACUGCCGGCUGAUGGCAAGAUACUAGCUGUUGAUGUGAGCAGGGAAGCGUAUGAGGUUGGAUUGCCAUUUAUUCGGAAGGCUGGAGUGGAGCAAAAGAUUAACUUCAUUGAAUCAAAUGCCUCCUCACUUCUAAAUGAUCUAAUCGCCAAUGGCAAAGAAGAGGGGACCUUUGAUUUUGCAUUUGUGGAUGCUGACAAGGAAGGCUACAUCAAGUAUCACGAGCUGCUUCUAAAACUGGUUAAGAUUGGUGGAAUAAUUGCUUACGAUAAUACCUUAUGGUUUGGGUCAGUAGUACUCUCUGAGGAUGAUGAGAUGGAAGAAUCUUUCAGGAAAGAAAGAAAAUAUAUCAUGGAGCUGAACAACUUUCUAGCAACAGACUCUCGUAUCGAAUCAUCUCUUGUUUCAAUUGGGGAUGGCCUUACCCUUUGCAGGCGUCUCUAUUAG
Juglans microcarpa x Juglans regia is the source of this 708-nucleotide messenger RNA. RefSeq names its product flavonoid 3',5'-methyltransferase-like. The transcript has 5 exons. Gene Ontology annotation, molecular function: O-methyltransferase activity; S-adenosylmethionine-dependent methyltransferase activity. The record is from RefSeq and is a predicted model, not a curated record. Bases 1 to 708 code for a protein of 235 amino acids. Lineage: Eukaryota; Viridiplantae; Streptophyta; Magnoliopsida; Fagales; Juglandaceae.